UCAGCCUCGGCUAUAAGACUAUCCAACCCCCCCUCUAGCAACAUACAACCGACCCCCUACCUACCCCGUCUAAUAGAUAUACAUCAGCCAUCAUCGACUAGUAGAUAUCCAAUCCCUUCAUACACUACAUACCACACAAACCCCAGCUCAAAUAAACCAAUAACCCGGUACCCAACCAAGUCCAGUACACAUUCUCAAGGCAUCAGAAUGCCUAUACCGACCACGCGGGACUACAACGAACUGAACGAGUUCGAACGCCACGUGCACAGCUUAUCAGAGGGACCACCUCCCCUAGACCCAGACACAAAAACAUGGGACUAUUCCCCACAAACCUGCAACCUGCGAUUCGAGGCCGCGAGUCGCGGGCCCCCGGCCGCAAGCUGCUCGUAUCUCUUCACCACCGUACCGGAGCUCUGUAACUUCAUCGGAAACCUGCACGGCGGGUGCGCCGCCACCAUCGUGGACUGCCUCACCUCCGUGCUGAUGCUGGCGCUGUCGAGCCCCGGCCACUUCUCCACGGCGGGCACCACGCGGAAUCUCCAUUUGACCUACAUCCGUCCGGUACCCGUGGGGACCGAGGUCCGCAUCGUCUGCGAGAUGGUAAAUAUGGGGCAGCGGAUGGCGUUGGUCAAGGCGGAGAUCUGUCGCGCUGAGGAUGGGAAGGUUUGCAUCGUGGCGGCCCAUGAGAAGGUCAAUUUGGAUGGCUCGUCGUUGUGAAUGGAAAAUAUGGGAUGGACCCCCGGGGUAUGGUUUGGUUGGAGAGGAAGGAGACAGAACUUAUGAGAAGGCGAGGGGGCGACGAUUACUCAUAUAGUUAUUCGCUUCUUCUCUCCACUGGGUUUAUUCUUGUUCUACUUGUCUCUUGCUCAUUUCUCUCACGUUCGGGAU
Molecule: messenger RNA, 888 nt
Organism: Aspergillus homomorphus CBS 101889
Lineage: Eukaryota; Fungi; Ascomycota; Eurotiomycetes; Eurotiales; Aspergillaceae
Product: PaaI family thioesterase
Exons: 2
Coding region: 208-717 (169 amino acids)
Molecular function (GO): fatty acyl-CoA hydrolase activity
Source: RefSeq, a predicted model, not a curated record